Molecule: messenger RNA, 822 nt
Organism: Rhopalosiphum maidis (corn leaf aphid)
Lineage: Eukaryota; Metazoa; Arthropoda; Insecta; Hemiptera; Aphididae
Gene: eIF4EHP
Product: eukaryotic translation initiation factor 4E type 2
Exons: 5
Coding region: 139-789 (216 amino acids)
Biological process (GO): translational initiation
Cellular component (GO): eukaryotic translation initiation factor 4F complex; cytoplasm
Molecular function (GO): translation initiation factor activity; RNA 7-methylguanosine cap binding
Source: RefSeq, a predicted model, not a curated record
AGCAUUUCCGUGAUAACGUGUUCAAACCAUUGUGAUUUGUGAAAUGUGAAUUUUGUGAAUAUUUGAGUUCCAUAUUAUUUUGUAAAUAUUUGAAAUAGUUGAAUAAACCUUAUUAUUAUAACAUUUAAUUAAAAUAUAAUGGCUAGUAAAUUUGAAGGAUCGAAAACUGUGAGUGAAGACGAGAACACUACAUCCAAAGAUAUGACGCUUGCCGACAAAUUAAUUAAUAUACCAUUGUCAAUACCUUCUGGCGAUCAUAAACUCCAACAUCAAUAUUGGUUUUGGUUUAGUCGUAGAUUCCCUGGUAAGCCCGGAAACACUCCUAGCUAUGACCAAAAUCUUAAAUAUCUAGCAAGGUUUGGUUCAGUUGAACAAUUUUGGACAAUAUAUAGCCAUAUGGUAAGGCCGUGUGCCUUGCAAUCACACAGUGAAUUCCAUUUAUUUAAAGUCGGAAUCAAACCAAUGUGGGAGGAUGAAUCAAAUGCCAGAGGUGGAAAAUGGGUCUUGCGAAUACGUAAAGGCCUAGCAUCCAGGUGCUGGGAAAAUCUCAUUUUAGCAAUGUUAGGAGAACAGUUUAUGGUGGGUGACGAGAUAUGCGGAGCUGUUGUUUCAUUGAGAUUUCAAGAAGAUAUAAUAUCGAUUUGGAACAAGACUUCAUACGAUCAAGGGGCUACCAACAGAAUAAGAGAUACAUUACGUCGAGUAUUAAAUUUGCCACCCAAUACAAUUCUAGAAUACAAAACACAUAAUGAAAGUAUCAAAUCGGUAUCUAGUGUUUAUAAGAUGUAAAUUGCACUGAAUAAAACUAACAUGAAUUAUUCA